UAUAAGUGCUUAGUGCAGUAAACUAAAAUAUACAUGAACGCACAUUCGUAUCCUUAUUGGUAUUCCGUAGUCGUAGUACUCGGUUCGUGCAAUGUCGUAUUUGGUACUGACGGUACUCUAACCUAACCUUUUAAAAUUCAAAACAAACCAAUAAUAUUGGGGUUUUUAGUUUUAAAAAGUGGUGUCGGGGUAAAUAUUUAACAAAUAUUUCCUAAAAUGGCUGAAAAAGAAAGCACAUCGGACGACGAAAACUGCACAACUAUACUACUACCAGAUGACCGAAAUGAAAAAUAUCGAGAGAUUUUGCAGCAGGUAAAAGCUGGUGAUGCAGAGGCAGUCUUCAAGCAAAUCCCAGAUAAACUGAAACUUCUGGAAGAAAAUGGAGAUGGAGAAAAAAAACUAUAUAUUUUCAAAGCCAAAUCUAACGACCAAGCAUUUUUUAUGUGUGUACCUGUGGAUGAGUAUUUUGAAUUAGUGAGUAAGUUGGUGUGGGAUAAAAUGGGAGUAAAUGCAGAUCGUGUCACAAUGGAGCAAAGAAUGAAGGAUGCUGCUCCCUACAAUGUGUUUUUUAAUAAGUUAGUUCACGUCCCGGAAACUGAUGAUCAAUUGUAUUCUAUUAGAUUUACAGAUCUUCUUUGUCCAAGCUUGGGUAAGCUCAAGAGCUCGUUUCAUAUUACAUAUAUGGCGGACAUUUUUUGGAUUUUGAGACAGUAUGCUGCAAGAAAAUUGCACAAACUUCCCAUGACCAUAAUUCAUGGUUACAAGAAAUUCGAAUGGCCUAAACCGGAAACUAUGAAAAAGCUAUAUCCUGAUAUCGAUUAUUAUAUGAAUGUGUUGGGAGAGGAAGAGGAUUUUGGUUGUCAUCAUACAAAACUCAGUAUUUUUGUAUAUGAUGAUGAUUCUAUAAGAUUGGUUAUUGGUUCAGCAAAUUUAUAUGUAAAUGAUUGGGAGAUAUAUAACGAGCAGUUAUGGAUCAGUCCAAGAUGUCCAAAAUUACCAGACGGUGGAUCCGCAUUCGAUGGUGAAUCACCUACUGGAUUUAAAAUGUUUUUACUGGAUUAUUUAUGUGUAUAUAAUGAUCAGAAUGUUGAAAGCCUUGGGCAAUGGAUUGAUCGUGUUAAAGCAACCGAUUUUAGUGAUAUAAAGGUGGCACUAGUAUAUACAGUUCCAGGAGUGCACCAACCCAGAAAAAAUGGAUCCUUAAUACAUUAUCUGGGACAUAUUUUAAGUCGAGAUUGUGUUAUACCAGCACCACAAAAAGAACAUGACUCUUGGUGCAUCGUAGCUCAAACCGCUUCUUUAGGAUUGAUAGGAAAAACUCCAGAUGAAUGGCUAACGACAAAUUUCCUCAAAUCUUUGGGUAGUCACAAACAAUCUCCGUACUUGCCGACUCUUUUUAAAAAUUCCAAAAUAUUAUUCAAUCUUGUGUAUCCGACCAUGGAAAACUGUCUCGAUGGACAUUUAAAAUAUAGAAGCGCGGGUUGCUGUCGUUAUACAAAAAACGUUAAAGAAGCUCAGCCAUGGCUAUUAAAGCAUAAAUGCCUAUGGAAAGCUGAUGGAACAAAAAGAUCACGUGUAAUAUCCCAUUCGAAGUGCUACUGUCGUAUAUCGCCGUGCUGGAAAAAAAUGUCCUAUUAUUUUUUGACCAGCGCCAAUCUUUCUCGGUCCGCUUGGGGUGUAAAGCCCAAUGCUGAUUCUAGUAUUUUCGUCAGAUCGUAUGAAAUGGGAGUACUUUUCCUACCAAAAUAUUUCGGAGAAGAAUAUUUCGAAACUAUGGAAGAUCCAGAUAGAAAAAACCAAAAAUUAUUUCCUAUUAUGUUUGAUUUACCAUUGACGCCAUAUGGACCUGAGGAUGAGUCUUAUUGUUGUGAAGAGUUAAUAGAACGGUUGGGCUUGAACGAUAAUGAUGAUAAAGAAAAGAAAAUCGAAGCAAAGAACACUGAUAUUGAGAACAAAGAACAAUCCACCAGGAGUUUAGUAGAAGAUGAAAAGUUUGCCAAGUCUCAGGAAAAAAGUACAGAUAAGGAAAAUCAAGCGGCCCCCGCCCCUGUUUUAUCUAACAAAAAAGAUAUGAAAUAUAUGGGCAAGCCUGUAAACAACUCGUUUUUUCCGAGCUUUAAAAAAAACUAGCAUAAUGAUCGUUUCUAUUGAAUAAUCUAUUUUUUACUGUAUACUGUAUCUAUUUUUUGGUAUUUUCUUUGCAAAAUGUUGAAAUAAUAAAUUUAUUUAUUUUUUGUUUCAA
Molecule: messenger RNA, 2242 nt
Organism: Ceutorhynchus assimilis (cabbage seed weevil)
Lineage: Eukaryota; Metazoa; Arthropoda; Insecta; Coleoptera; Curculionidae
Source: the annotation of a GenBank genome assembly